Molecule: messenger RNA, 2513 nt
Organism: Pan troglodytes (chimpanzee)
Lineage: Eukaryota; Metazoa; Chordata; Mammalia; Primates; Hominidae
Gene: RELA
Product: RELA proto-oncogene, NF-kB subunit
Biological process (GO): innate immune response; positive regulation of transcription by RNA polymerase II; inflammatory response
Cellular component (GO): nucleus; NF-kappaB p50/p65 complex; cytoplasm
Molecular function (GO): RNA polymerase II cis-regulatory region sequence-specific DNA binding; DNA-binding transcription factor activity, RNA polymerase II-specific
Source: RefSeq, marked provisional
UUUCCGCCUCUGGCGAAUGGCUCGUCUGUAGUGCACGCCGCGGGCCCAGCUGCGACCCCGGCCCCGCCCCCGGGACCCCGGCCAUGGACGAACUGUUCCCCCUCAUCUUCCCGGCAGAGCCAGCCCAGGCCUCUGGCCCCUAUGUGGAGAUCAUUGAGCAGCCCAAGCAGCGGGGCAUGCGCUUCCGCUACAAGUGCGAGGGGCGCUCCGCGGGCAGCAUCCCAGGCGAGAGGAGCACAGAUACCACCAAGACCCACCCCACCAUCAAGAUCAAUGGCUACACAGGACCAGGGACAGUGCGCAUCUCCCUGGUCACCAAGGACCCUCCUCACCGGCCUCACCCCCACGAGCUUGUAGGAAAGGACUGCCGGGAUGGCUUCUAUGAGGCUGAGCUCUGCCCGGACCGCUGCAUCCACAGUUUCCAGAACCUGGGAAUCCAGUGUGUGAAGAAGCGGGACCUGGAGCAGGCUAUCAGUCAGCGCAUCCAGACCAACAACAACCCCUUCCAAGUUCCUAUAGAAGAGCAGCGUGGGGACUACGACCUGAAUGCUGUGCGGCUCUGCUUCCAGGUGACAGUGCGGGAACCAUCAGGCAGGCCCCUCCGCCUGCCGCCUGUCCUUUCUCAUCCCAUCUUUGACAAUCGUGCCCCCAACACUGCCGAGCUCAAGAUCUGCCGAGUGAACCGAAACUCUGGCAGCUGCCUCGGUGGGGAUGAGAUCUUCCUACUGUGUGACAAGGUGCAGAAAGAGGACAUUGAGGUGUAUUUCACGGGACCAGGCUGGGAGGCCCGAGGCUCCUUUUCGCAAGCUGACGUGCACCGACAAGUGGCCAUUGUGUUCCGGACCCCUCCCUACGCAGACCCCAGCCUGCAGGCUCCUGUGCGUGUCUCCAUGCAGCUGCGGCGGCCUUCCGACCGGGAGCUCAGUGAGCCCAUGGAAUUCCAGUACCUGCCAGAUACAGACGAUCGUCACCGGAUUGAGGAGAAACGUAAAAGGACAUAUGAGACCUUCAAGAGCAUCAUGAAGAAGAGUCCUUUCAGCGGACCCACCGACCCCCGGCCUCCACCUCGACGCAUUGCUGUGCCUUCCCGCAGCUCAGCUUCUGUCCCCAAGCCAGCACCCCAGCCCUAUCCCUUUACGUCAUCCCUGAGCACCAUCAACUAUGAUGAGUUUCCCACCAUGGUGUUUCCUUCCGGGCAGAUCAGCCAGGCCUCGGCCUUGGCCCCGGCCCCUCCCCAAGUCCUGCCCCAGGCUCCAGCCCCUGCCCCUGCUCCAGCCAUGGUAUCAGCUCUGGCCCAGGCCCCAGCCCCUGUCCCAGUCCUAGCCCCAGGCCCUCCUCAGGCUGUGGCCCCACCUGCCCCCAAGCCCACCCAGGCUGGGGAAGGAACGCUGUCAGAGGCCCUGCUGCAGCUGCAGUUUGAUGAUGAAGACCUGGGGGCCUUGCUUGGCAACAGCACAGACCCAGCUGUGUUCACAGACCUGGCAUCCGUCGACAACUCCGAGUUUCAGCAGCUGCUGAACCAGGGCAUACCUGUGGCCCCCCACACAACUGAGCCCAUGCUGAUGGAGUACCCUGAGGCUAUAACUCGCCUAGUGACAGGGGCCCAGAGGCCCCCCGACCCAGCUCCUGCUCCACUGGGGGCCCCGGGGCUCCCCAAUGGCCUCCUUUCAGGAGAUGAAGACUUCUCCUCCAUUGCGGACAUGGACUUCUCAGCCCUGCUGAGUCAGAUCAGCUCCUAAGGGGGUGACGCCUGCCCUCCCCAGAGCACUGGGUUGCAGGGGAUUGAAGCCCUCCAAAAGCACUUACGGAUUCUGGUGGGGUGUGUUCCAACUGCCCCCAACUUUGUGGAUGUCUUCCUUGGAGGGGGGAGGCAUAUUUUAUUCUUUUAUUGUCAGUAUCUGUAUCUCUCUCUCUUUUUGGAGGUGCUUAAGCAGAAGCAUUAACUUCUCUGGAAAGGGGGGAGCUGGGGAAACUCAAACUUUUCCCCUGUCCUGAUGGUCAGCUCCCUUCUCUGUAGGGAACUCUGGGGUCCCCCAUCCCCAUCCUCCAGCUUCUGGUACUCUCCUAGAGACAGAAGCAGGCUGGAGGUAAGGCCUUUGAGCCCACAAAGCCUUAUCAAGUGUCUUCCAUCAUGGAUUCAUUACAGCUUAAUCAAAAUAACGCCCCAGGUACCAGCCCCUGUAUGGCACUGGCAUUGUCCCUGUGCCUAACACCAGCGUUUGAGGGGCUGGCCUUCCUGCCCUACAGAGGUCUCUGCCGGCUCUUUCCUUGCUCAACCAUGGCUGAAGGAAACCAGUGCAACAGCACUGGCUCUCCAGGAUCCAGAAGGGGUUUGGUCUGGGACUUCCCUGCUCUCCCUCUUCUCAAGUGCCUUAAUAGUAGGGUAAGUUGUUAAGAGUGGGGGAGAGCAGGCUGGCAGCUCUCCAGUCAGGAGGCAUAGUUUUUACUGAACAAUCAAAGCACUUGGACUCUUGCUCUUUCUACUCUGAACUAAUAAAUCUGUUGCCAAGCUG